Molecule: messenger RNA, 1359 nt
Organism: Pieris macdunnoughi
Lineage: Eukaryota; Metazoa; Arthropoda; Insecta; Lepidoptera; Pieridae
Source: the annotation of a GenBank genome assembly
AUGUGCUCUACUGAGAAGAAACCACUUUUCCGGGAUCUUACUGCUGAAGACCCUGAGCCCGAGGUGACUGAAAUAGAGUCACUAUGCGUUAAUUGCCUGGGAAAUGGAAUGACAAGACUGCUACUUACUCGCAUUCCACAUUACAAGAAUGUAGUUUUAAUGUCCUUCUCCUGCGAACAAUGUGGUUAUCAAAACAAUGAAAUUCAGCCAGGUGGAGCUAUUGCUGAAUUUGGUAUUAGAUGGAAACUGCGAGUGGAAGAACCAUCUGAUCUUAAUCGCCAAGUGGUGAAGAGUGACUACACAAGAGUAUAUAUUCCAGAGUUGGAGUUUGAGAUACCAGCUAACAGUCAAAAAGGAGAAGUAACAACAGUAGAAGGCUUAAUAGCUAGAGCAAUCGCUGGUCUUACCCAAGAUCAAGAAAUCAGGAGGGCAGAGCAUCCAGAUGCCGCUGAACAGAUUGAUGGAUUUGUAGCUAAGCUGCAGGCACUUAAAGUGCUGGAGACACCAUGGACCUUGGAACUAGAGGAUACAAGUGGUAAUACCUUUGUUGAAAACCCUGAUGCGCCAAAAAAAGAUCCCCGCUGUGAUUCAACAGAGUUUAAACGUACCACAGAGCAGGAUCACAAACUUGGAAUAUUCACCAGGCAGGAGGUAAACAAUGGAACCCAAGAGCCCAUUCCCGGUUCAAUAACUCCAGCUGAUCCAUCCCAGGGUUGCUACGAAAGACUUGCAGCUGAUGAAGUACUCCAGUUCUCAACCAAUUGUCCUGAUUGUAACGCCCCAGCUGAUACCAAUAUGAAGAUUACCAAAAUACCACAUUUUAAGGAAGUCGUGAUCAUGGCGACUGUCUGUGACUCCUGCGGACACCGUACAAAUGAGGUGAAAUCUGGAGGUGGUAUAGAAGAGAAGGGUGUGAGAUUCGAAGUGCGUAUAGCCGGCAAAGAAGACUUUUCCAGAGAUAUUUUAAAGUCUGAAACAUGCAGCAUGAGCAUACCAGAGCUAGAAGUAGAAGUGGGGGGCAGAGCACUAGGGGGCAGGUUCACCACAGCAGAAGGCGUAAUUCGAGGGUGUAUUGAACAAUUGGCCGAUGCACCUUCAUUGCAUGGAGAUGCGCCAGUACCUUCUAAGGGCAAUUUACAAAAGUUCUUAGAAAAACUAGAAGAGGUAUUAGAGGGUAAACGUCAAAUUACUUUGAUCCUCGACGAUCCGGCUGGUAACUCUUAUGUUCAGAACCUAAGCGAUGACCUAACUGUAUAUGAUGAUGGUGUAAAGGUCACACACUACGAACGAUCAUUUGACCAAAAUGAAGAGCUCGGUCUCAACGAUAUGAAGACUGAAGGUUACGAACAAGACGCGUAG